AGAGUCCUCAGGAAUUGGGACAGAUCCGCGUGCGGAAUCCUGCGAGUGCCCUUGUAAAGGAAAGAAGCCAAAGCCCUUUCCAGAGUGCGUCAAGGGUGUAGAGGCUCCGAAGCCCCUUAGGCCAUGGAGCUCUCGCCCAGCCUGUUGCUGCUGUUGCUGCUGCCGCCGCAGCUGGCCGCUUCGGAGGCCACGCCGGAGCCGUGCGAGCUGGACGAUGAAGAUUACCGUUGCGCCUGCAACUUCACGGAUCCGCAGCCUGACUGGUCCAGUGGAAUCCAGUGUAUGGUUGCCGUCGAGGUGGAGAUCCGUGCCGGUGGACACAGCCUGGACAAGUAUCUAAAGCACGCGGAUCCUGACUCGCAGCAGUACGCUGACAUGAUAAAGGCUCUGCGCUUGCGGCGGCUCACCGUGGGCGCUGCCCGGGUUCCUGCCCGGCUCCUGUUCGCAGUCCUUCGUGCGCUCGGUUACUCCCGCCUCAAGGAACUGACGCUGGAGGACCUGGAGGUAACCGGCACCUAUCCGCCGCCGCCUCUGGAAGCCACAGGGCCUGCGCUCUCCACCCUCCGCCUGCGCAACGUGUCGUGGGCCACGGGGGGUGCCUGGCUGGCCGAACUGCAAAAGUGGCUCAAGCCAAACCUCAAGGUACUGAGCAUUGCGCAAACACACCCGCUUGCUUUAUCUUGCGAGCAGUUCCGCACCUUCCCGACUCUCACCACCCUAGACUUGUCGGACAACCCUGGACUGGGCGAGCGCGGGCUGGCUGCGGCCCUCUGUCCUCACAAGUUCCCCGCCCUCCAGGAUCUGGGGCUGCGCAACACAGGGAUGGAGACUCCCAACGGCGUGUGUGCGGUGCUGGCGGCGGCUGCUGUGCAGCCUCACCGCCUAGACCUCAGCCAGAACGCGCUGCGCGCCACCGCAAACCCCGGCGGCCCUAGGUGCGUCUGGCCCAGCACAUUGAGCUCUCUCAACCUGUCAUUCGCUGGACUGGAGCAGGUACCUAACGGACUGCCGGCCAAGCUCAGCGUGCUGGAUCUCAGCUGCAACCGGCUGAUCAGGGCGCCGCGGCCAGAUGAACUGCCCCAGAUGGAAAACCUGAUACUGGACGGGAAUCCCUUCCGGGACCUUGGAGACCCCAAACCCCAGCAGGAUACAAUGAACUCUAGUGUGCCCCUAGCCUGUGUGCACUCGCUCCUGGCCAUAGGAAUAUCAGGAACCUUGGCACUGCUCCAAGGGGUCAGGGGCUUCGUCUAGGUCCCAGGGGGAUCAGAGUGAAUGGACUCAAGUUGCACUGACUGGGGAGGGUGGGGGGAGGGCUGUCAGCAGGAGGUCUCUACUAACCAACCCUCUACCCCACUUUAUUAAUAUCUUAAACAGAUGACCCCCGUGUUAUCCAUUCAACAGAUCUUUACUGGGUAUCUACUAGAUGCUGGGCCUGGAAUCCAUACUUUGACUUUCUUCAUCCUACCUCCCUAGGUACCCUACCCCCCUACCCCAAGGAAAGAACUACAGAGGAAGAUGAGGCAAGGAAAAGGUCUGUAUGUGAGGCGGGGGGGUGGGGGAGCUUCAUAAGUUUCUGUACAAUCAGGGAUUUCUGAUAAAAUACUGGCAACUGGAUUAUUAAUAGAUGUUUGAAUGGUAAACAUUCCUGGAAGAUACAGAAUGUUUUCUCCCUCGUGCACUCCCAGAAACAUCUGCUCCCGCUCAAGGGUAAUAAAACUCAGAUCCAUUUGCUUACAUACACACAAACACACACACACACUCAUUCUGUCUUUCUGUCUCUUCCCUUCUUGCUCUCUGUCUUCCCCAUCCCCCAAGAGAGGAAGGACAGCUGUAUCACCUGUCUGAUAUAAGCAACGAGUUCCGUAACUUCAGGGGUCUUCUGUGGUGUAAACGCCCUCUGCACACACAGGUACCCUGGCUUCCACCAAGACACCCCAUGAGAAAUUGGAACAUGGGGAACUGAUGCAAGCUGCUCUGGGAUUAAACAGUCCAUCUCUGAACUGAAGAUAUUGUGAUUCUGUUAGUACAUAUGUGUAUAACUAUGGCAGGCUGUCUUUUUAACUAGCAAAUAGGGUAACAUCUCAGACCCUUCACAGGGUCUUAACAGUCUGGACCCUCUGAACCACAUUAACUCAGACAUCUAAGAGGGUGGUCAAGGAAUGCAGUUCCUUUUUCAAGUGUCUUCUUCUUCAUUACAUUGAGGCAGUCACCCAUCAGAGAGCUGAACACUGCCUCACAAGGAACAUGGGAGAGGGAUAGGUGGAGGAAUAUAAGCUCAACCCUGCUUCUUUGCUUCCCUCCUCCUUUCAGAGCCACAAUGGUAGAGAAAGGGAAUAGAGAAUUAACAUUGAUGGGAGAGUUGCACAGGUCAUCAGACCAUAGACUCAAAGAAUCUCAGAGGAUGGCCAAUUUAACUUGCAACCUGAGUCAGGAAACCCCCCUGAAGUGUCCCUAAGGAGUCUUCCUCCAGACUGUUGGGACAUGUCUAGUGUCAAAAAUGAACCACUUCUAGCCAUUUUCAUACAUUCGAAUAUCUCUGAAUUGAAUACCUCUGACCACUCUUCACAUAGCUACAGAGCCCCUGCUCCACAUCAGGCCUUGUGCUAGAAGUCUGGUAUGCCAACAUGAAUCAGAAACAUCUAUGCCCUCAGGGAAUGCUCACCCAGUAAGAGAGAGAGACAAAAGAUAGUUGUGAUUCAAUGAGAGAGAGGCAUCAACUCUACAGGGGUCUGUUAUGGAUUGAAUUAUUAAAAAAAAAAAAAAUUGCUGUGGAGU
Trichechus manatus latirostris (Florida manatee) is the source of this 2775-nucleotide messenger RNA. RefSeq names its product monocyte differentiation antigen CD14. Bases 124 to 1251 code for a protein of 375 amino acids. The transcript is spliced from 2 exons. Gene Ontology annotation, cellular component: membrane raft; lipopolysaccharide receptor complex; external side of plasma membrane. The record is from RefSeq and is a predicted model, not a curated record. Lineage: Eukaryota; Metazoa; Chordata; Mammalia; Sirenia; Trichechidae. Gene Ontology annotation, molecular function: lipopolysaccharide binding; protein binding. Gene Ontology annotation, biological process: positive regulation of cytokine production; cellular response to lipopolysaccharide; toll-like receptor 4 signaling pathway.